AUGGCGGCGGCGGGCGCGGGGGCCGGGCCCGGGCCCGGGCCCGGUGCGGGUUCCUCGGCCGGUGCCGGUGCUUCCAACCCGCGGAAGUUCAGCGAGAAGAUCGCGCUGCAGAAGCAGCGCCAGGCGGAGGAGACGGCGGCCUUCGAGGAGGUGAUGAUGGAGAUCUGCUCCACCCGGCUGCAGGCGCAGAAGCUGAGGCUGGCACACAGCCGGGGACCCUACUACAGCGGCUCCCUGCCCAACGUCAACCAGAUCGGCAGCGGCGUCUCCGACUUCCAGGGCCCUUUGCACUCGCCGCUGGACUCCACGCGCAGCACCCGGCACCACGGCUUGGUGGAGCGAGUGCAGCGGGACCCACGCCGGAUGAUGUCCCCGCUUCGCCGAUACGUCCGACAGAUCGACAGCUCUCCCUACGGACCGACCUACCUGUCGCCUCCGCCCGAGCCCAGCUGGAGGAGGACCAUGCCCUGGGGUAACUUCCCUAUGGAGAAAGGACAUUUGUUUAGGCUGCCGUCGGCUCUCAACAGAACAAAUUCCGACUCGGCGCUUCACACGAGCGUGAUGAACCCCAACCCCCAGGACGCGUACCUGGGCCCCUCGCAGGGCGCCCCGCCACCCGGCCGCCGGAGCGGUUUUCUGGACGGGGACGCAGACAGUAAAGUGCCUCCCAUCGAAGAGACCUUCGACGACAACAAGCAUUCGCUGAAGCCCUGGGACACCAAGAAGCUCUCGUCGUCCUCGGCCCGUCCACGCUCCUGCGAAGUCCCUGGGAUCCACAUAUUUCCAUCCCCGGAUCAGCCUGCCAACGUCCCCCUCAUCCCCUCGGCCCUCAACACGGGCGGCUCCCUUCCCGACCUCACCAACCUGCACUUCCCCUCCCCGCUGCCCACCCCUCUCGACCCGGACGAGACCGCUUACCCCAGCCUGAGCGGGGGCAACAGCACCAGCAACCUGGCCAACACCAUGACGCACCUGGGCAUCAGCGGCAGCAUGGGACUGGGGACGGGCUACGACUCGCCAGGACUUACCUCACCUAUGCAGAGCUCCCUGAGUAACCCGUCCCUGCAGUCCUCGCUUAGCAAUCCCAACCUCCAGGCCUCCCUGCGAAGCCCCUCGCUCCAAUCCUCCCUCAGCAACCCCUCGCUCCAAUCCUCCCAAAGCAGUUCCUCCAUCCCUUCCUCGCUCUCCAACCAGUCCCUGCCCUCCUCCCUCUCCUCCUCGCUCAGCAAUCCCUCCCUCCCCACGUCCCCCCGCAGCCAGCCCAUGCAAUCUUCCCCCAGCAACCCCAGCCUGCCCUCCGGCUUGAGCGGCUCUUCCUACGCCCCCAUGGUGCAGGCGUCCAUAAACACCUCGCCCCGCCGACGGGUCCCGCUCAGCCCCCUCACCCUCCCAAUGGGUGGCGACUCCAGAAGGCAGCACCCCAAACAGUUCUCACCAACAAUGUCACCCACAUUGUCCUCCAUCACCCAGGGGGUGCCCCUGGACACCAGCAAGCUGCCGGCCGACCAGCGGCUCCCGCCGUACUCCUACAGCCAGCCCGGCCUGCUCCUGCAGUCCCAGCCGAGCCAAAAAGCCCUGCACCAGCCCGUGCAGUCCCCCCCGCAGCCGGCACUGCCUCCCGCCCCGCCGGCACGGCCUCCGCCGCCACCGGUGCCGCCGAGCGGGGCCGCGCAGCGCCCGUACGGCCCCCAGUACCAGCCUAACGCCUCCCUGCAGCAGCAGCAGCAGCUGGGACAACCCCUGAGCGACUUCGGCUUGGGCAGCUUUGAGCAGUUCGGGAUGGGGGAAAGCCCCACCGGUAACAGCGGCGGUUUCCCCGAGGAGCUGGGGACCCUGAGCUACCCCCCAACCGAGGGCGCCUACGACCCCCACGUCCUCAACCGGCAAAACCUGAGCAACUGCAGCCGCCACGGCCCCAUCCCCAACAUCAUCCUCACAGGGGAUUCUCCCCCCGGCAUCUCCAAGGAGAUCGCGACGGCGCUGGCCGGCGUCCCCGGUUUCGAGGUGGACGCGGCGGCGUUGGAUCUGGAGGAGGAUCUGAAAAUCGAACCCCUCACCCUGGACGGACUGAACAUGCUGAGCGACCCCUACGCCCUGCUCCCCGACCCGGCCGUGGAGGACUCCUUCCGCACCGACCGCCUCCAGUGAGGGGCC
Gymnogyps californianus (California condor) is the source of this 2154-nucleotide messenger RNA. It is a transcript of the gene CRTC2, whose product is annotated as CREB regulated transcription coactivator 2. Gene Ontology annotation, cellular component: nucleus; cytoplasm. The record is from RefSeq and is a predicted model, not a curated record. The transcript is spliced from 14 exons. NCBI's taxonomy places the organism in Eukaryota, Metazoa, Chordata, Aves, Accipitriformes, Cathartidae. Gene Ontology annotation, biological process: positive regulation of transcription by RNA polymerase II; protein homotetramerization. The coding region runs from base 1 to 2148 and encodes 715 amino acids. Gene Ontology annotation, molecular function: cAMP response element binding protein binding.